GACAAAGUAGGCGACGUUAUAUAUUUUUGCUAGUUGGAUAGAAUAGGCGGAAAGGUCGAUUGGAAUUAGGGUUUUUAAAUUUUACUUAUGCGCAACGUACAACUGAAUAUGAAUUAAAUAAGGAUACUAAUUAAAUUUCAGUAUGCCUGUCGCAGUACGUCCUCUACCUCCAGAGUUGGCGGAGAAAGCCAAAAUAGAACUGUUCGAAGACCCAAAGAAGCUUGAAGACAGCAUACAGCAUCUUAAAGAAUGGAUCGCUAAACAACCGCAUUUGAAAGCUAGAACAGAGGAUCAAUGGCUGACUGCGUUUCUCCGAGGAAGCAAGUUCAGCUUGGAACGAGCGAAAGAGAAACUCGACCUUUACUAUUCGCUAAAAUCUCUUAUACCCGAAUUUCAGUUGAUUAACCAUAGACAUCCUAAGUUCAUGGAAAUCCUUAAGAAGGGAAUAUUGUUAUCCUUCCCAAAGUCAAAGAAUUUGACGGAUCCUAGAGUACUGAUAUUCAGAGUUGCGGCCUUUUCUCCUGCUCAGUUUACCAUGCCUGAAAUUAUGUGCGUUGGAAACACUUUGCAAAAGAUAAUGUACAUGGAAGACGAUAUUUUUACAGUGAACGGUGUUGUGAACAUAAUGGAUAUGAAGGGUGCAAGUAUAUCUCAUUUUAGUCAUAUGACACCUUUGUUGGCGAAAAAAAUGAUAGUUGCUACUCAGGAUGCAGCACCUAUGAGGAUGAAAGCAGUUCAUUAUUUUCAUAUGCCUUCGUCUGUCGAGACCAUUUUCAACCUUAUGAAAUCGCUGCUUAAUGAAAAAAACAGGAAUCGAUUGCAUGUUCAUGGGAAAGAUUUCGAGCCGCUGUACGAGCACGUAUCGAAAGAUAUCCUACCUGUAGAGUAUGGAGGAAAUGGAGGCACUAUACAAGAAAUAACCGAUUACUGGGUAAAGAAAAUAGAAGAAUACAGAGAAUGGCUGGAUGAAGAAGAAAAAUACGGCACUGACGAAUCUAAGAGGCCAGGAAAGCCGAAGACAAGUGAAGAUAUGUUUGGCGUUGAAGGAUCUUUCAGACAGCUCCAGGUGGAUUAGCUAAUACCGCCUGUGGAGUUUUACUUAUAUUUUUAAUAAACGUUUCAGAAAUAGCUUUCUAUUUUUUUCUGUUCAGUACACUUGUGACAUAUUAAUAUUACGUGAGGCG
Messenger RNA from Hyposmocoma kahamanoa, 1184 nucleotides. Its product is annotated as alpha-tocopherol transfer protein-like. Lineage: Eukaryota; Metazoa; Arthropoda; Insecta; Lepidoptera; Cosmopterigidae. Gene Ontology annotation, cellular component: membrane. Gene Ontology annotation, molecular function: phosphatidylinositol bisphosphate binding. Bases 143 to 1075 code for a protein of 310 amino acids. The transcript has 7 exons. The record is from RefSeq and is a predicted model, not a curated record.